AGAUGUGUAGCCUGAAAAUCUGGUCGGCGACUUAUUGGUCGACAUUUCGUCAAUGCCAGUCAAUGGUAAUCUUUCUAUGGUUUGUUAAAACGAAGUCCUAAGUCAACUAAACAGCCAAAAUCAAAUUGUAUGGCUUUCAUUUAACUCAAGACUUCUCUUGUAUGAUCUAAAUCAAGUGAAUUCAACUAAAACAUGAACCGGUAGGACCUUAGUGAAGUAGACUAAUCACUCCUGGAUGACACCAGCUGGGACCAAUAAGAAAGCCACAAGUCUUUGUUUGCUGCAAUCUGAAAAUCUGUAGUAUGAUUUUCAGGUCAACUACAGAAAGUUUUUCAGUCUUCUUGUCAUAUAUUUUUUUUCCCUCAAUCUCUAUUUGCGAUGUCCAUACCUUCUUUUGCCUCCACAUUUACGGGUAAAAUAGCCUGAUUAAAUCUAACCUGCAGGUUCAACUAUUCUUCAUAUUUGUUAUGGCCCUAAUGAGCUUCCGGCAUUUCCUGUGGUCGCCUCUUGUUCCUCUUAUAUAUGUCACAGUCGUGAUUCCUGUUAAGAUUCAGUCAUUAAGGUACGGAGAUUGUAAUAUUCCAAUAAGAUGUGGGAAUCUUACAGCCGGUUAUCCAUUCUGGGGAGUUGACCGCCCGAGUGGUUGUGGCCACCCUGACCUGCAGAUCUUUUGUGAGAACGAUAAGCCUAUAAUGAAGAUGAAUGACUUAUUUUACCUUGUUUUGAACGUGGAUGAAAAAGCCCGUAUUCUCAGGAUUGCAAGAGAUGAUUACUUGGGUGGAAUCUGUUCACCUCGAUUUAUUAACACCACCCUCAACCCGGCGCUAUUUAAGUAUACGACUGGGUAUCAGAUGCUUACCCUACUUUAUGCUUGCCCCAAUUCGACUUCUCUUUCAGGACAUUUCACUUGCUCUUUCACUGGUACCAACAAGAAGGAUGGCUAUAUAGACAUAGGAGGUAAAGGUCCUGAGGCAUGUGAUGUUGGCGUAACUGUUCCCUUUCCUAGAUCGUUAAUUCUGCCAGCAACGGAGAAUCGGUCAGUUUUGGAACAAGCCUUCCGAGACGGAUUUCAGGUGAAAUGGAAUGUAAAUGACACGAUUUGUGAGAAAUGCAUCGAAUCUCAGGGAUAUUGUGGUUACGAUGAUUAUUUCGAUGAAGCAAUUUGUUUCUGCCGAAAUGGACAAUCUAGCCGGUCUGAAGCAUGCGACAUCUCGCUGUCCAACCAAGGCUCAAUUGAGUCUCCAGCUCCGGAUGGAGGGGAAACGAAAGCAAAAUCUCUUAAAGCAGGAAUUAUAGCUAGUGUCGUGGGGAUUAUAAUUAUCCUCUCAAUGGUUGGCCUGGGGCUAUUGUGGAAGAAGAUAGCAGAAGAUGAUCAAAGCACGGAGGCCAUUAUUAGAAAUUGCGGAUCGCAUGCUCCACAAAGAUAUAAAUUUUCUGAUGUUAGAAAUAUUACAAAAUCAUUCAGCGAAAAACUUGGUCAAGGAGGCUAUGGUAAUGUUUACAAAGGAAAACUGCCCGAUGGUCGUUUUGUGGCAGUGAAGAUCUUGAAGAAAUCUAAGGGCAAUGGAGAGGAGUUCAUCAACGAGGUGGCUAGCAUGAGUAGAACAUCCCAUGUAAAUAUAGUAAGCCUUCUCGGUUUUUGCUUUGAGAGGAACAAAAGAGCUUUAAUCUAUGAAUUCAUGUGCAAUGGAUCUUUGGAUAAGUUUAUAUGUGAUGGAGAAUCUUCGACUACAAAUUGCAAUUUGGAGUGGAAAACACUUUAUCAAAUCGCAAUUGGCAUUGCUAGAGGACUAGAAUACUUGCAUAGAGGUUGUAACAUAAAGAUUGUGCAUUUUGAUAUAAAACCUCACAACAUUAUUUUAGAUGAAGACUUUUGUCCAAAAAUUUCUGAUUUUGGGCUGGCUAAACAAUCUAACCAGAAAAACAGUAUCAUGUCGAUGUUGAACACAAGAGGAACGGUAGGAUAUAUUGCACCAGAAAUGUUCAAUAAAACCUUUGGCGGAGUAUCUUACAAGUCUGAUGUCUAUAGUUAUGGAAUGAUGAUUUUAGAAAUAGUUAGAGCAAGAAAAAACAUUGGUGUCAGGAUACCACAAACAAGUGAAAUAUAUUUUCCAGAUUCAAUUUAUAACCUUCUUAAACAGGGUAACGAUUUUGGACUUCCAGGUGCUGUCACUGAAGAGGAGAAACAGACAGCAAGAAAGAUGAUACUGGUGAGCUUGUGGUGCAUUCAAACCAAUCCAUCUGAUAGACCAUCAAUGACCAAAGUUGUGGAGAUGUUGGAAGGUAGGCCAGAAAAUCUACAAAUUCCACCAAAACCUUAUUGGUCGUCUCUGCCAAGAUCCCCCAAACUUUCUUUGCUGGCAUCUUCGUCAACACAGCUUGCUUCAGAAUGUGAGUGA
Molecule: messenger RNA, 2399 nt
Organism: Mangifera indica (mango)
Lineage: Eukaryota; Viridiplantae; Streptophyta; Magnoliopsida; Sapindales; Anacardiaceae
Product: LEAF RUST 10 DISEASE-RESISTANCE LOCUS RECEPTOR-LIKE PROTEIN KINASE-like 2.3
Exons: 3
Coding region: 468-2399 (643 amino acids)
Biological process (GO): protein phosphorylation
Molecular function (GO): polysaccharide binding; protein kinase activity; ATP binding
Source: RefSeq, a predicted model, not a curated record